AUGGCCAGCUCUCUACCCCGCCGGACCGUCUCCAUCUCCCGCAUCACCAACGAGACCAAGAUCCAGGUCUCGCUGUCCCUCGAUGGAGGCGCCCUGCCCCCGUACGAGGAAAGCGAGCACUUCCCCGCCCCGGAAUCCCCUGAAGAAGCGGCGGCUGCGAAGAGCGGGAUUGUCCCGGACAAGGAUGCGCCUCAUGCCACGCAGUUCACCGCCACCCAGCAGAUCACGAUCAACACAGGGAUCGGGUUCCUGGACCACAUGUUGCAUGCCCUAGCUAAGCACGCGGGCUGGAGUUUGGCCAUCCGCGCCAAGGGAGAUCUGUACAUUGAUGACCAUCACACCACCGAAGAUACUUUCCUCGCACUGGGAACGGCCUUCACGAAAGCUCUUGGGGCGCGUACAUCGCUGGCGCGCUUCGGACGGGGCGACGCGCCACUGGACGAGGCCCUCUCGUGGGCGGUCAUCGACCUGUCAAACCGGCCGUAUGCAGUGAUCAACCUCGGCUUCCAGCGGGAGAAGAUCGGGGCCCUGAGCACGGAGAUGAUAACCCACGGGCUGGAGAGCUUUGCGCAGGCGGCGGGUGUCACGCUGCAUGUGGGCUGCACGUACGGCUCCAACGACCACCACCGGGCCGAGAGCGCGUUCAAAGCCUUGGCCGUAGCCAUUCGGACGGCGUGCACAAGGAGAGUGGCUGGUGAGGUUGGGGCAGGCGAUGUAGUCAGUACGAAGGGGGUGUUGUAG
Messenger RNA from Rasamsonia emersonii CBS 393.64, 741 nucleotides. RefSeq names its product Imidazoleglycerol-phosphate dehydratase. The transcript has 2 exons. Gene Ontology annotation, molecular function: imidazoleglycerol-phosphate dehydratase activity. Bases 1 to 741 code for a protein of 246 amino acids. NCBI's taxonomy places the organism in Eukaryota, Fungi, Ascomycota, Eurotiomycetes, Eurotiales, Trichocomaceae. The record is from RefSeq and is a predicted model, not a curated record. Gene Ontology annotation, biological process: L-histidine biosynthetic process.